Molecule: messenger RNA, 402 nt
Organism: Saprolegnia diclina VS20
Lineage: Eukaryota; Oomycota; Saprolegniomycetes; Saprolegniales; Saprolegniaceae
Exons: 1
Coding region: 64-402 (112 amino acids)
Source: RefSeq, a predicted model, not a curated record
CGGGGCCACCGAUGCCUUUACAUCACGGCGAGAAAACGACACUCGAUCGACCCACGCACUACGAUGCUGCAUACGUCAACGCUCGUGCUCCUUGCGCUCGUACCGCUCCGCCUCGUGCUGGCCGACGCUACGUGUUACGAAGGCGCCAAGAUGGCUUUGCACGCGCACUGCUAUGGCGUCAUGAUCAACAUGAACUUCGAUGCUAUCAUCCUGGAGAAGCGCAAUAUGCAAGGGGGUGAUCUCCUCGGGCAGCUGAACGCCUGCUGCGAUGCAUGCGCUUCGGCACCGUCCUGCACCAGCUUUACAAUCACCGACAGUAUCUGCCACCUCCAAAAUGCGACAGUGAGCCCGACACCGCUGCUCGGCGCGGUCGUUGGGCGCUACAAGGUAGUCAAGUCGUAG